CCCGUUCCGCUCUUCUUCUUUGAACAAUAUACUCCCUCGUCUUUUGAUUUCUUCGAAGCUUGAGAUUUCGGGUUCGCUAGUUCUUCUUCGCCAAAACCUACAUUUUCUUCGUUGUCUCGAGCAUAGCCUCAAACACCCAACCUUUUUCACCGAUUAAAUCUCUUCUUACCUCGAACCCUAGAAUCUCCUCCGAACAAACCUUCGAAUCUAGUUCGAAUCUAGGGUUCGCCUUUGAUUUCACCGUCUUCCGCUUUGCCGACUAGAUUUUACACCGCAAAAGAAGCUUUUGAACAACAUUGACCAAGUUCGGGAGGCCGUGCUUGAAGAAUUGAAGAAGCUGAAACGAACUCCCAGUGUGAAUAAAGCGGAGAGGGAAAAAAGGAUGCGCACUUUUGGAAGGUUCCUCGUCGUCGCUUACUCCGUGUCCCGUUCCUCGCCUUGACGAAGCCGCCAUUCAGAUUCGCGAUCUCCUCUUCGUCUUCGCCUGUUACGACACCAUCGAAGCUCAUGAUAUGGUGGUCUCCGUCUCUACUUAUUCAUUGAAGUGUGAAGUUUGAAAAUUCAUGCACUUCACAAUCGAAACCUUCUCAAGCCUAUCAAUUUCAGAGGUGAAAAAUGUCAGAGAGAAUGACUAUAGUUUCAGAGUGUUUCUGUGUUAUUCUCCUGCUUUAUUCAUGUGGCUUGGUAUUCUGUGUCAAAUACAACACUGGAGCAAGUAUUGCGCCAGGCAAAUUGAAUGUUCAUCUCGUUGCUCAUUCCCAUGAUGAUGUUGGCUGGCUCAAGACCGUUGAUCAAUACUAUGUUGGGUCACACCAUACAAUUCAGGGGGCAUGUGUGGAGAAUGUGCUGGAUUCGGUGGUUAUGUCCCUGCAGCGUGACCAAAACAGGAAGUUUGUAUUAGCUGAGAUGGCAUUUUUCCAUAGAUGGUGGGUGGAACAAACUCUAGAAACACAGGCGCAAGUGACAAAGCUUGUGGAUGGUGGCCAGCUAGAAUUUGUGUCUACUUUAUGGAUACACAGAUUUGGUAUGCUAUCUUCUCUACAAUAGUAGGAGGCAUAUAUGGUGCGUUUUGACGAUUGGGAGAGAUUAAAAAAUCUGAUAUGAAAAGCCACACCUCGACGUGAUGACCGGGAAGGCGAAACCCAAGAAGCACGCGGCUAAGGAGAUAACGCGAAGAUCGACGCCACCACUACCAACUGCGACGACGAUAAGGCGAGCUUGGCGGACCAGUCUGGUGUGGAGAAAGGCAGGCACUUGAAAUACGAUUCCUGACAUGAAAUCGAUGCAAAUUCAUCACGAGGCGCAUCACCCUAAGAUCCCCUUUGAGGAGAAUAAGGUCGUCAUCCGUCACGUCAUAAUCGCCAACGAAUCGUCGAAGCCGCUUCCAGGCAUUCGCAGAAGCCACAAGAAAUGAUCAUAAUCGGUCAUUAUCAUCGCGUAUGUUAUAGUUACUUCAAGCUCUGUUUUUUGUUUUUAUUUUUCUUUCCUUUUAUCUGUCUAAGUUAAAGUCUUCUAAGGUGUUGUUCAGUAUUGCGGGACGUAGGUAUGCUUAGAUUUUGGAAACAAGAUACUCUUUACAUUUUUAACUUAGUCGUAUUUUUGGGAAGACUUAAGCUCUAACCAUGUCAUCUUCAAAUGACCAUUAACCAGGUAGUAAAUGGGUUUAUAGCCCUGAGGUGGAAAAGGAUGAUGGAAACUUACCAAGUUGUUUUGUCUAGUGAGAAGACCAACAGAGGCUCAUGCAUAUUAUUGAGAAUAAAUAGAUCAUUAGAAACUUAUCAAGAAAAGAGAAAGUAGUUGAGUUUAGAGCACUAAGGUGGAUGUGUAAGUAAUGAGGAAGAUCUAGUUUGUUGGAGACAAUUGGAGUCGCAUCUAUUGAGGAGAAGGUGAUGGGAACUUUCCCAAGAUCUAGUUUGAUGACUUUGUUACUCACCCUGUUGUGAAUGUGUGAUUUUGAUAGUUGAUCAGGAUCUAUCAAUGUGUGAUUUAUAAAAUUAUCUAUUAAGUAUGGGACACAAAUUUUGGCCUUUCAUUUUAUGUUAUAGGAAAAGCUUUUAUUUUAAAUUAUUUUGACUGCUAGAUUUAUUCUGAACAUGAGGUUUUUGGAAGUUCUAUCCAGAUAUAUCGAAGCCAAAAAGCUCAAGAAUGUCUAAGUCAGAUGUUGCAAAUUGAUGGAAGGUAAUUGUUGUUAAUGAAAUGGUAUCAUUGGCAUCAUAGGCAUUUUAGCUGGUAACUGGUUUAUAAAGUUUGAAGAACUUUAUGCCUAUUUGCUCUUUAUCUGCAGCUGAUUACUUGUGUUGUA
Molecule: messenger RNA, 2302 nt
Organism: Vigna radiata var. radiata (mung bean)
Lineage: Eukaryota; Viridiplantae; Streptophyta; Magnoliopsida; Fabales; Fabaceae
Product: alpha-mannosidase-like
Exons: 6
Coding region: 616-1047 (143 amino acids)
Biological process (GO): mannose metabolic process
Molecular function (GO): alpha-mannosidase activity
Source: RefSeq, a predicted model, not a curated record